Molecule: messenger RNA, 1596 nt
Organism: Seminavis robusta
Lineage: Eukaryota; Bacillariophyta; Bacillariophyceae; Naviculales; Naviculaceae
Source: the annotation of a GenBank genome assembly
UUGAAUUUUGACACCUUCGUCCAGCCUUGCUUGUGUCUCCCAUUCUCCGGAAAACCUGAAAGAUACAGUACCCUCGUUGCAGUCUCGGUGCCAGAUACCCUCAUUAUUCUUCUAGACUACUAGUAUUUGAAAGUCCAGAAGAAGAUGAAGGAGCCUCGCCUCAGUAUCAAUAAGCGUCUUGCUACCAAGGCCAAUCUACCCUUGAACAAGUAUCGCAAGACUUUGAAACCACAAAAGAAAAAGAAGAUAGACACUGCAUCCGAGAAGGUUGUUCUGGGUCCUCCUCCCGUUCUCAAGAAACUGGAAGAUCCCAUUUUGGAUGGAAUCGUCCAGGUUGCGAAAGCCCACUGGCCUCCUCGGUGCUAUCCUUAUCUGGUUGGAUUAGAUAAUGCCGUUCAAGUCGCCGACUAUUACUACCGCGAAUACCUGCCGGGACAAUCUCCCGUCAUUUCACCAGUGGCAGAACAAGAUCGGCCCCGAUUGAUCUUUUUGAGCGAAUCGCAUGCCCGCACUAAUCCCAGUCUCGUGGGAAAACCCAUUCUACCGCAGUAUCAACAUUUGGUACCUCCGAAAUACCAAAAGGGGCAUUUGAACUUGAUUCAUUCGCUCAGUUACGGAGAAGCCUGGUUGGCCGGUAUUCAAAACGACAAGAGUGCCGCGGCCGGAACUUACAAGUUUUGGCAAGUGUUCAACAUUCUCGCGGGAAUCCAACAAGAAAUUACCGACGAGAAUCUGGAGGCUCUCAUGGCACCCGUCAUGAAGGGCAAAAAUUAUGACAUGGAGACAACACUCCAUCAGGCCAACGAAACGAUUACUGACGAGACUAUGGAGGCGCUCAAGGCCCCGGUCAUGAACGGCGGAGACAAGGAGACGACUGCCGACGAGAAUAUGGAGGCGCUCAAGGCAUCCGUUGUGAAGGUCAAGAAGCAAAAGAAGGACAAGGAGACAAGACUCCAGGAAAAGGAGGCACGUCGCCAGGAAAAAUUGAACAAGGAGCAUCAGGUCAAUGCUGAACGUCUCCAGGCAAAAAUUGACAUUUUGGAACGAAUGGAACAACGUGGCAUCAAACUCGUCGACUUGACACCUGUGCACAUUUAUCUUUCCUCGAAAACCAUUACCAAAACCAACCAGGAAAAAGGAACAACCUACACCACUCGCAAGGCCGUCAUCAAGGGGGGGCCCGAACGGGCCAUUAUCCGACAUUCCUGGGAGAAGUACAUCAAACCCUAUUUGGCCACGUACCGUCCCCAUCAAAUUGUCGUUUUGGGCAAGAGUCUGAGGGACCUCGUUCAAGAGAAACAUAUUCAACAGUUCACCCAAAGCAUUGGAGUGGAGUAUCUCGGGACACGAAAUCAUCCCAGUCAUCAUUUCACACGAGAAGAGCGGAUUGAGGAAUUCAACUGGAUCCGACGCACUGCCAACAAUUCGCAGGGUGGUGGCAAAUAAUCAACUAGCUAGAAGAUUGGAAACCCUUGGAUGGCUCUUGUGCACUCCUGGCUCUGCCCCUAUCACUACUGUAGUUCAUGGCUCAGUAGUGAUUGUAUCAGUGUUGUGUACUUACGGCGCUAUAAAUUAAAAGUUAUUCAUUAAUGGUCU